UCUUUAAAAGUGGCAUCUAUUGGAGAGAGAAAGGCAAAGGAAGAGCCUUUAUUCCUUUCCCUUCAUACUGCAAUUUACCUUUGUUUAUUUUCCUUCGCUGUCUCUCUAUUAGGGCUUCUCUAUCUUUCAUCAUUUAAUCCAGAAAUGAUCGAUUUUGCUCGCGUACAAAAAGAGCUUCAAGAAUGCAGCAGAGACAUAGAAGCCUCUGGCAUCAAAGUCACCCCCAAAUCCGAGAAUCUUGCUCGCUUGACUGGCACCAUUCCUGGACCAAUCGGCACUCCUUAUGAGGGUGGCACUUUCCAAAUUGAUAUUUCACUGCCUGAUGGAUAUCCUUUCGAGCCUCCCAAAAUGCAGUUCGCAACAAAAGUCUGGCACCCCAAUAUUAGCAGCCAGAGUGGGGCAAUUUGCCUGGACAUCUUGAAAGAUCAAUGGAGCCCAGCACUCACUCUAAAGACGGCACUACUUUCUGUCCAAGCAUUACUCUCUGCUCCUCAACCUGAUGACCCUCAAGAUGCUGUAGUAGCACAACAGUACCUUAAAGACUAUCAGACUUUUUCUGGCACAGCCCGCUACUGGACAGAAACUUUUGCCAAGACCUCAUCUCUUGGGGUAGAGGAAAAGGUGCAGAAACUUGUUGAGAUGGGCUUCCAUGAAGCUAUAGUCAGGAGUACGCUGGAUGCCGUUGGUGGUGACGAAAAUUUGGCACUUGAAAAGCUUUGUUCUGGCUAAGAAAGGAUUAGAUGCCAACGCUGAUCGUCUUAUCAAAGAUACAAAAUGUUCAUACUGAGUAUAGAGUUUCGUAAUUUAGUCUUCUUUCCUCUUGUAGAUUUUCCUUACUUUUCCCUCUUGGAUUGUUCUACCUUUGCCAUACUCUGUUGAACAUCACUGUUGAAUGCGGAUGAUACCUGAUCACAUUAAUUGGUGGAAAUCUCACACCAUAUGGAUGGAGUUGCCAAAGCUGAAUUAUGUUGUUAGUAGCUCUUAAACUAAAUGAAAAAUUAUUUAUGUUCUA
This is a messenger RNA of Hevea brasiliensis (rubber tree), 1012 nucleotides long. RefSeq names its product ubiquitin-conjugating enzyme E2 27. Gene Ontology annotation, biological process: proteasome-mediated ubiquitin-dependent protein catabolic process; protein polyubiquitination. Gene Ontology annotation, cellular component: nucleus. Gene Ontology annotation, molecular function: protein binding; ubiquitin conjugating enzyme activity. The record is from RefSeq and is a predicted model, not a curated record. Lineage: Eukaryota; Viridiplantae; Streptophyta; Magnoliopsida; Malpighiales; Euphorbiaceae. The coding region runs from base 145 to 729 and encodes 194 amino acids. The transcript has 5 exons.